Physella acuta is the source of this 1834-nucleotide messenger RNA. RefSeq lists its product as uncharacterized. NCBI's taxonomy places the organism in Eukaryota, Metazoa, Mollusca, Gastropoda, Physidae. The record is from RefSeq and is a predicted model, not a curated record.
ACCGUGUACCUGGAAAUAUGAAAGAUUACCUAUACGAUUGGCGAAAUGUAGAUAAACAUGAUUUAUCCGCUGAAUAUAAUCUUUUAUUUAGUACUACUUUCAAAAGUGAUCUCUGAAUGUGUACCCAAACAAGAAGGAAAUACCGUGUCAUUGAAGCAUGCCUGGCCGUUCAACUCGUGUUGCGAGUACGUGGAGUGGAUGAAAGAUGGGGUACCCGUGUGUACAUGUGAGAACCUUGUGUGUACAUGUGUACACGAGUACAGUACGGCGGUGACCGGAGUCUUCCGUCAUUCUGACCAGUGUGUCACCAUACUGACACUGUCAGAUGUCACACCGGACCGUUUCAGCCUCGUUCAGGGCGUAUGGGAGGUUGUGAUAAACAAAAAGUUGGAGUUUUACUGUAAUCAGACUGUUUACGCCGUAAGAGGUCAGGCUGAAUAUACCAUCCAGGACACACAGAGGCAGCUCCUGAUCAACUACACAGUACUGGUCUACCCAGAAGGUGGCAGUACUGCUGUUGUCGUCGACUCACGUGGAAUAUCGAACAACAUCUCCCCUGCCUGUACGAACGUCAAAUCUACACAACAUCCGUUCUUGUCGCUGUCCUGUUUCCUGCAGUUGCCCAAAGACAUCAUCCGAGUUAAGCUCUCAGUCUAUCCCCGUCUCUACCAUAACACCACUGACCAGAUGUACGGUACUCACUUGGUACUAAAUAUGUAUUUAACACCAGCUGAUGAUUCAGUCAAGGUAUCGCACGUUGAUACAUCUUGUGCAGUGAUGAUGCUGGUGUUGUCUUGGUGGCUCUUGUAGAACUGGGGGUGUUUAUACCUUUCAGGGACCUUGUACAUAUCUUAUUCUAAUGCUCGCAUUAUAUUCAUAUUUAUAGUAGUGAAUCUUGGUGCUAAAUUGUUCGUUUAAGAGACAGUUGUUGUUUAAUACAAUUUUUAAACAACUUAUGAUUGUAUGUUAGGCGAAUGACUUGUAAACUAUGUGCACACCGCAGCCUCCAUUUUAGUAAACAAUUUUCAUUCCAGACCUAUAUAAGUUUUUUUAAAGCAAAGCACCAAGGGAAAUAACCUUUUAUCACACUUGGCAUUUAGCUUGUGUCAAUAACGUCCUCUUAGUUUUUUAGCCAUAGACCAGGGGUCGGCAACCUGCGGCUCGUGAGCCGCAUGCGGCUCUACUGAUAUCAAGAUGCGGCUCUCCAGCUCCUUGAACAAAUACUAAUAAUCUUAAUAAAAAUUAAUACUAAUAGUUUCGCUGUCUGUCUAUGUAUCUCGUAUCUAUCUAUCUGUCUGACAAGAACGCUCUAGAGAAAACACAAGCAAAAUAAAAACCUUCACAGUAAUUCGAAAAACGAAGUAUGACGUUGACAGAUUUAGCAUAGAGUAGAACAUAAUCUCAAACCAGAGAGUGCACACAGUAAUAUGACGUCAUUGAUUCUCGCGUAAACAUUGAUUAAAAAGGAAAUGUCUAAUCUAAAUGGUUUGCGUGAAGAGUUUCUUGCAUACAAUUCUUCGGGUAGGGGCGAAGCCCCACCCCCCGCGUAAGAACGUCUGAGCCCCCCCCCUCCCCAACUCAAAAGAAAUUUCUUCAUCGAUACUCUACAUUAAAAUUACCGCCUAAUUAAUGUGUCUAAUCUAAAAAGUGGUUUUCUCGCAAUUUCUUUAGUGCAAUUAUUCGCGUAGUGGCUAACCGCGACACCAGUGUUUCUUUAAGAUUUUUUCCUCCCCGGAGAGGGGUGGGGGUACUUGAAAUUUUCGCGGGCGGGGGUAGAAUUUUCGGGGAAUGGCGGACACUGGAAAAAGUAUAUAAUUAUAUUUGGUUGAAUGGG